This is a messenger RNA of Hippocampus comes (tiger tail seahorse), 1548 nucleotides long. RefSeq names its product BRCA1/BRCA2-containing complex, subunit 3 (gene brcc3). The transcript has a single exon. Gene Ontology annotation, molecular function: protein binding; metallopeptidase activity; cysteine-type deubiquitinase activity. Bases 222 to 1004 code for a protein of 260 amino acids. Gene Ontology annotation, cellular component: BRISC complex; BRCA1-A complex. The record is from RefSeq and is a predicted model, not a curated record. Gene Ontology annotation, biological process: protein K63-linked deubiquitination; DNA repair. NCBI's taxonomy places the organism in Eukaryota, Metazoa, Chordata, Actinopteri, Syngnathiformes, Syngnathidae.
CCUACGAUUGGCUGGCAACUUACCUGUUUUCCAAACUCAAUAUGUGCGGAAACAUUAUUGUUACUUUCUUUGGGACGGAACUAUUCACUGAGCGGUGCGUCAACUCGGACCGUUUUAAUUCAAGCGCAAGAUAACACGGAAGUAAAUCCCGAACGGUUUUCUGCUGGUGCUUUUAACGUCAUUCCCGUUUAAAAAAAAACUGAAUUGAAGAAAGAAAGAGAAUGGCAAUCAGUGCGGUUCAUCUGGAGUCGGACGCCUUCCUGGUGUGUAUGAAUCACGCUUUGAGCACGGAGAAAGAAGAAGUGAUGGGUUUGUGUAUCGGAGAGGUAGAAGUCAGCCGGAUCGUCCACAUCCACUCCGUCAUCAUCCUCCGCCGCUCGGACAAGAGGAAGGACCGUGUGGAGAUCUCCCCGGAGCAGCUGUCUGCAGCCUCCACGGAGGCCGAGAGGCUGGCCGACAUGACGGGCAAGCCGAUGCGGGUGGUGGGCUGGUACCACUCCCAUCCACACAUCACCGUGUGGCCCUCGCACGUUGACGUCCGGACUCAGGCUAUGUACCAAAUGCUGGAUCAGGGUUUCGUGGGCCUCAUCUUCUCCUGCUUCAUCGAGGACAAAAACACCAAGACGGGCCGCGUCCUGUACACCUGCUUCCAGUCGGCCCAGGCCCAAAAGGGUUCCGAGUACGAGCGUGUGGAGAUCCCAAUCCACGUCGUCCCACGCCAGGCUAUCGGUAAAGUGUGCCUGGAGUCGGCCGUGGAGCUGCCGCGGAUACUGUGUCAGGAGGAGCAGGAUACAUACCGCAAGAUCCACAGCCUGGCUCACUUGGACCCGGUCACCAAGAUCCACAACGGAUCUGUCUUCACCAAGAAUCUGUGCAGCCAGAUGUCGGCGGUGAGCGGACCGCUGCUGCAGUGGCUGGAGGAUCGUCUGGAGCAGAACAAGCAGAGCAUCUCGGAGCUGCAACGGGAGAAGGAGAGGCUGAUGCAGGAGCUGAGUGCCCUCUGAGUAGGGGAACAUCGUGGGCACUUGGUUACUUUCUGUUCCUUUUUUACCACAUCAUCUUGGUGGCACAACUAAACGCUCACCUCAUGUCAACGUCCACAGCUGUCGCAUGUGUAUUUUCAUUGUUUUAGGGAGUGUCAUGUUCUCACCUCCAUCUCUUCGUGGUCAUUGAUGAAGUUCUGCUCCAUACAAUGUUCGCUCUCAGCACAAGGAAAAAAAAAAAAAGUAGACCGAGCGAUAAAAAAAAAAAAAAAAUCAUAAGGUGUUAAGCAUUGGUUUGUGUGUGACACACUUGUGGUCUAACAGAACCCAUCUAACCUAUCCAUGAUUGAAUAAGCAUCAUUUGUGAAUGAAUGAAGGAAAGACGUGCCUUUGGACUAAUAGAUGAGCCUUUGUAGAUUCUCUCGACUGUACAUAAAGACACUGGGAUGUAUAAGCUUUGUUUUGAACUUAUUUACCUCGUAUUUCUGUGCACCACACCAAAGCCAAAAGAACCUGUUCUGGAAAACUUAAAUUUCAGUUCUUGAUUUAAUUUUUUUUUAACCAC